AUGACCAUAGAGGUACAGCCAAAGGAUAGAUCCCAGCUUCCUGACUCGCGAUCAACAAUCAAAACAAGGGACUUAAAACCUAGCAAUCGCCUUGCUGUACGCACCUACCUCCAAGAGGUCGAUGCGUACACCCUCGUCGGCAACGAACAUGGCUGUGCAGAGAAAGUGUCAAUUUUUCAGUCAAUAAUCCAACAUGGUCUGGACAGUGUACUGCCCCUGCGAUCCAAAGCGAUCCACUCUAGAGAUCCGCCCUGGAUUAAUUUAGGUUUGAAAGAUCUAAUCAGACGGCGGCAAAGAGCACUCGCAGAAAAUAAUCAGCCGAUGUUUCGAUUUCUGCGGAACCGAGUGAACCUGCAAGUGGCGGUGCUACGACUCCAAAGUUAG
This is a messenger RNA of Pocillopora meandrina, 384 nucleotides long. Lineage: Eukaryota; Metazoa; Cnidaria; Anthozoa; Scleractinia; Pocilloporidae. The record is from the annotation of a GenBank genome assembly.